Messenger RNA from Mesorhabditis belari, 1851 nucleotides. NCBI's taxonomy places the organism in Eukaryota, Metazoa, Nematoda, Chromadorea, Rhabditida, Rhabditidae. The record is from the annotation of a GenBank genome assembly.
AUGAUCGGCUCGCCUGAUAUUGGAGGGUUCCCGAUUGAAUUGCAAUCAUCCACCGAUUGCUCAAAGCCAGCAUCAAAUCGUCGUCCUUCAUUCAGCGGUGGAGUUCGUGUGAUUGGGAGGAAAAUUCGCGAUUCUUGCAAAGCUGUCACAUUCAAUUUGGGAAAGAUGAAGAAAUCACCCCAAUCGGGCAGUCAAUCGAUCAAAAAUCUCCGCAAAGUUUUGGAUGAAAUCGACGUGAACAAAGAUGGAUGGAAAGAAAAGAUAAUCGAUUUUGUCUACGAUGAAUUCUCUGUGCAAAAUGAAGAGAGAAAUAUGUGCGAGACAAGAGAAACCACAUCAAAAAUGUUCUAUUUUGGAAAUGGAAGCGAUUCAGAAAGUGGGCCGAGUACUCCAACACAAGAAUCGUGUCCAUCUUUGCUUGACAUUGCACCAACUCAAGACAGGACAAUUGAUGAUUUGACGAAAGAUUUGAAAGAAGAAAGACCAUUGAGGGACGGCGAUUUUCUUCGUCUUCUCAAUCGGGGAGUGAUCAAAUCACGAGAAUUGGAAGAAAAAGUCAAAGAAAAGGAAAGAGCGGUGGCAAUUCGAAGAGAAUUUGUUGCACCAAAACUGCUAAACAACUUGCCAUAUAAAGGAUACAAUUACGAUAUGGUGAUGAACUCGUGUUGUGAGAAUGUCAUUGGUUUUAUGCCGAUUCCGAUGGGAACUGCUGGGCCAUUGAAGAUCAACUGUCGAAACGUUUUUGUUCCAAUGGCUACAACAGAGGGGGCUCUUAUUGCAUCGACUAAUCGUGGAUGCAGUGCGAUUUUCAAAGCUGGUGGUGUGACUUCGCGAGUCUUUGACGACAAAAUGACUCGGGCUCCUGUGGUUCAAAUGAGAUGCUUGGAUGACUGCCUAAAGCUCAAAAGUUGGAUUUCUAUUGAAGAAAACUUUCAGAAAAUCAAAAAGGAAUUUGAUCAAACGAGCAGGUUUGCCAACCUGCUCAAAAUUGAAACGACAAUUGAUGGAAGUAUUCUUUUCAUUAAAUUCUUUGCAAAAACCGGCGACGCAAUGGGAAUGAAUAUGGUAUCAAAGGGAUGCUCCAGCGCAAUGAAAUAUUUGAAGGAUCAAUUCCCAGAAAUGAAAGUUCUCUCGUUAUCUGGAAAUCUUUGUGUCGACAAAAAGGCGGCUGCGAUUAAUUGGAUCCAAGGAAGAGGGAAAUCAGUGGCAGCUGAAUGCAGUUUUUCUGAUAAAUUGGUCUCCUCAAUCUUUCGCACAACACCUCGCGAUCUUGUUGAAGCUGCCAAUGCAAAAUUAAAUGUCGGUUCAUCUAGAGCGGGUACACUUGGGGGUCAAAACUGUCAUGCGGCCAAUAUCGUGGCUGCAAUCUUCUUAGCCACCGGACAGGAUGCAGCACAAGUUGUCUCAUCAUCGAUGUGUUCAACAAAAAUCGAAGUGGAUGACAAGGAUGGAGAUCUAAAGGUGUCAUGUACAAUGCCCGUUAUGGAAGUGGGAACUGUUGGUGGAGGGACAAUACUUGGACCACAAAGGGAUUGCUUAAAGAUGUUGGAAUGUGAGGGACCAAACGAGACGAGUCCAGGAGCAAAUGCGGCCAGAUUGGCUGAAGUGAUCUGUGGAGCAGUGUUGGCUGGAGAAAUUUCGUUGCUUGCUUCACUUACAACUGAUGAACUUGUUGAUAGUCAUAUGAAAUUGAACAGAUCGAGAAUGAACCUUUAUUCAUCGCCCUCAUCAUUGAUGGUACCAAAUACUCAAUCAAAAGACCAACGAAAUCCUCCAAUUCCCACAUCUCCUAAUCAGAUUCGUCAAAAACGAAACAGUGAAUCGAUGAGACCUGGAUGUGCAAAUAUCUUA